CCAAGAAAACCUGCCCCAAUCUGAAACUGAUUUCACUUAAUCUGUUAUCAUUACAGCAGUUUUGUGCAUGUUGACCUAUGCGUGGAAGAAAACAUGCAAUUUUUGCACUUUCAUUCAACACAAUGGCGUCUGCUUGCUACGUAGAAAUCAAAAUGUUGGCAUUUUUCUUCAUUUUAUAUAUGUGCUCAAGCUGUCAUUGCAUUUCUUAUCCAUUUGAGUGUAUUGCAGAAAUGAGAUCAGAGUAUGAUUUGCCAGAUUUGCCUUUUGAUUACGAAGAUUUAGAACCUUACAUCGACAGUGCAACUUUGAAAGUGCACCAUCGCGGCCACCACGCAGGCUACACACGCAAACUCAAUGCAGCAUUGCAACUGUGGAGAACUGAGGAGCCAGACAGCUAUGUAGCAACAUCCAUUCUCAACCUGUUGAAGCAUCUGGAUGACAUUCCUCCCAAAUAUCAACGCAGCAUUAGAAACAAUGGUGGUGGGUUCGUGAAUCACAACAUUUACUGGUCAACGAUGGCCGCCAACAGGGACAAUGACAUCCCCAUGCCCUCUGGAGAUCUCCUAAAUCAGAUAAAUGCAACUUUUGGAAGCUUCCAAGAAUUCAAGAAUCAGUUCACCAGUCAAGCCCUUACACUGUUUGGAUCUGGUUAUGUCUGGCUUAGCCAGCGCAACCCCUCAUCAUUUUAUGGAGACAAUGAGGAAGAACUUUCUCGCCUUAUCAUCUCAACGACGGCCAAUCAAGACACCCCAAUCUCAGAUGGCCAUCAACCAAUCCUAGUGCUUGAUGUUUGGGAACAUGCUUAUUACCUGAAGCAUCAGAACAAACGGGAUAAUCACAUCGCUGACUGGUGGAAGGUCGUCGACUGGUCAGCUGUUGCCAAUUUGAAGGAUUGGUGGUCUAGGGAUCAAUAUGAAGUUCAUGAUGAAUUGUAGUCGAGGAUGAGUGAUGAAAGGUGAAUGUGUAUUACUUCAAAAUAUUCUUGGUCAAUGGUUAGGUGGAAUAGGUAAAGGCUCUACUUUUCUCUAUAGUGUGUGAUUUUUCUUCUUCCAGAUUUCAAGAUUGAGUCAGACUAUAAAGUGGAUCACAGUUUGUUUCCACACUUGGCCUAUCCUUCCUAUUUUGCAAAUUAAGCUCAUCAAAAACUCUAAUUUAGCUAUUUCGAGUAAAGCUACUUAAAAUGUAGAACUGUCACUAAAUUGUGUUGUGUAUUUUCUAAAGUUACAAGAGUGAUACCACUGAUAUGCUCAUUUUAGGCA
Molecule: messenger RNA, 1259 nt
Organism: Lytechinus variegatus (green sea urchin)
Lineage: Eukaryota; Metazoa; Echinodermata; Echinoidea; Temnopleuroida; Toxopneustidae
Product: superoxide dismutase [Mn]-like
Exons: 4
Coding region: 78-935 (285 amino acids)
Biological process (GO): superoxide metabolic process
Molecular function (GO): superoxide dismutase activity; metal ion binding
Source: RefSeq, a predicted model, not a curated record